ACCAAGUCCAAAAAUAAGGAGGCAGGUACUGGACUGCUCGAGUUCACUCUGUUUUAUACAGUUAAUCCAGCUGAAGUUCCAGCUGCUUUUGGCUAAUUGCAUUUGAUGGAGGCAUCUUAAAUAUUGUUGCCCUCAUAGCUGCUGAUCCAUGGGAAAUCACCAAUAAACACUGAAAGAUGUUGGCUUUUGUAAAGGGGGACUGUGGUUCAGAUAAGUGUUCUAACCUCGUGAGGAUAUCCAUUCAUAGACUGAUUGGGAAUACUUCUGUUUUGCUCAGCAAAUCAUCUGUUUGUAUUUUGUUUAUGGUCACAUCCAUUUCAAAGUUUUGUGUUUUUUUUUAAUUAAGAAAAUCAGUAAAUUGUAUCAGGAUGCAACUGCCUGGGCUGUUCUUGCUGUGUGUGCUUUUCCAGUCACGUUCAGUUCUUUUUUUACUGUUCCCUGAUCUGUGUAGUCAACACACAUUUAAUGAUAUCUGUACUCAGUAUCAAUGGCUUACUUGGUUACUGUCAUUGUUUAUGUCCUGAGGUUCAGUUCUUACUGGAUUUUACUUAAGAAUUGAGCACUGUUGUUGAGCAGUUACAGGAGUUAGUUCCAGCAAAUGCUGUUCUCACAGUUGGUUUCCAGUAAUUGUUGCAGGUAUUCAUGAAUCAGGAGAAAAGAUGAUAGCCAUAUUCCUGAGAUUCCUCAUUCAUCCGUGAUGAUCCAGUAGGUUUUUCAAGGCAUCUCAACCUAGCUAUGCAUUGUUGAGAAUUUAAUCCAGGUUCUCCUGCCAUAAUGGAAUUUUAAGAGCUGUUUUAAAUGUUAGAGAAUCUUUUCUGCAUCUGUUUAAAAAGAAAACUGGUGCUGGGGUUUUUUUCUGUGUGCAUUUCAGAGGUUGCACAGAGCAAGGGGCUUCACCUAGAUCUAUGAUUCCUGCUGAACUAAAGGUGGCUGUUGAGACUGGUGUAGGUGCUUGUUUCUGUGCAAAUUAGUGAUGCUGAUGAGCUCGUGAACCUUAAGGUUGGGAGGAAAACGUUCUUUGCUUCUGAAUGGCUUUUGACAGAGCAAAGUGCAGUCAGCACUUGAGGUUUUUUAAUCAGUCUGUUUUUGGGGUAAUCCCUGGCAGCCUCGUGCAGCACGAAGGUCAUUCCCACUGCUGUCUAAAUAAAGUAUUUUUACGCUGGUUUCAUCUUUACUGUAAAACCCUCUUUCUGAAGGGUUGCCUGAAAAAUCCAAUUAAGAUGUUAUAUUUGAGUAAAUUUAUUCUCUUAAUAUAAUGUAAAUAUAAGUAUUACCAUCUUUCUGUUUCAAUAUGCCCUACUUUUUAUUUGGUUUGUUUCUGUUAAAUGGCUUGUUUCAGAGUCUUUAUAUACAUACAUCAUUUUGUAUUUUUGCUUUGUGGUUUGGAAAUGUUCUGGUUUUAGGUUUCUCAAUGAAUGGGAAGAGUUGAAACCCACCAGAGGAGAAUUUCAUUUGUAUUAAAGCAUCCUUAACAAGAAUGUGAGUGCUUCAUUGCUGAUGUAACAUUUUAGGAGUUCUCAGUUUAAAUGUAGGUAGCAGACUCUUAACCAUACCUUGCUUCUGAAUAUCAUGAGUUUGCAUUUUCAGUUUCUUACUGGAAAAUAAAGCCUCAGUAUUGCUGGGGGAAUAACUGAGUCAUGAGGCGUAGAGCCACUGAGGUGCCACUGAGUGCAAUACUACAGAAGGAGAUCUGGGUAUCUCGUGCAUGCAGAUUGAGUGUGAAGGUGGUUAAGUUCAGCUGCUUUACUUUCCCUCUCGGCUCUGUUUCCUUUUGGAAGGAUUGGCUUUCAGCUGUGACUUCUUUUCCACGCUGGUUGUUUUCCAGAAUGCUUGGAAAACAGGAGAAGUAGCAAAUCACCCUUUUGCCUUAGUGUUCUGUUUUCCCUGCCACGUUUAAACAGACUCACAGAAAUUGAAGAAAUGAAAAAGCAGCAUUCCAGCUAAAAUAGGCCAAGGGUGCUGCUGUUCAGACCUUUCUGGUUCUGCGGGCCAGCUGGGAGUCCAAGUAUAAGUCUGUUCCAGUUGGGUCUUUCAUGUUGACGUGUAGGUAGAAAUAGAUCCCCUUUAGGCAGUCUAGAUGUGUUCUUAACUGAUGAAAAUAAAACACCCGGUUACUGUGGAAUGUCUCAUUUGGGCUUUAUGUAAGAGUUGUUUGAAGUCUCUUGGCAUGGGGAAGACCUUUAAAUUUGGGUCCUGCAUUAGUAGGAUUCCAGUAAUGAACCUCAAAAACGAGAGCCAUGAAUUUCCUAGUGCCAUCACCUUAUUCUCUACUUGUCCUUCUUUAGGUGGGAGGUGGACUGCAGUGCCUGUGCUGUGUAAAAAUAGGCAUCAAAGGUAGCUGGUACGUAAAUAUUGCAUCCUUUGCUUUCACAGAGCACACCUCUACCAGAAAAAAAUUCCCUCCGUUGGAGCAAAUGGUAAAAGUGACACCAGUCUCUAUUUUUGAGUCAGCAGCAUACAUACCUCUCUCCGAUGGCAGUGCAGGGUGUGUGACGUUGCAAGUCCAGAUGAGAACUGUGCAAGUGCAUCUCACAGCUUGUGCUAGUUUGGAGGAUGAUACGGAGGUGACUUCCUAAGCAGAGAAAGAACAUGAAUAUCCCUUUGGUACAAAAUGCUGCAAGGACUGUGCACCUGGUAAGUAACCUUCACUGUAUGGUUAUGGUACUUGUUUGAUAUGAUAUCAAUCAAUUAAUAACUUGCAAGUGGUAGAAAAUAUCUUGAUGAAAAUAUUCGAGUUAGGAAGUAAACAUGGGGAAAAAAACUAAUUGAGGAAUGUUCAUCGCUUUAGGAGGACAGGUUAUCUUGCAGCUUACUGAACUUAUGAACCUUCUCUAGGGAUACAGCAUUUCAUUUCUAUGGCUCAGUUUCCCUCCUGUGUCAGUGUGGUGCAUUUUCACUGUGGGAGUGUUAUCUGAGAAAAGGUGGUAGGAGUUACCUACUAAAAAGAAUUUCAACCCAGAAAUCCUGAAUAAUGGCAAAUAAAACUUUAGGUUAUUCUCUUGCUAUAGAUGUUUUAGAAACUUUUUUUCUAGCAAGGCUUUUUCUACUUAAGGCUUGGUGUUUUGUUUUGUUUUUUUAAGGAAAAAGCUACACUAUUAAACAAAAAUUGAAGAACUGUAAAUGAGAAACACCCAACUUUCUGUUCUUGUCUGUGAGCAGAUUCUACAAAGGUGCUUUCUAUUUUCAUGGCUGUCUACCACACAAAAUCGAUGUUAUGCAGUCUGUUGCAGUAGAAAUUGAACAUGGUGUUGUCUUCAGAUGCCAGUUGCGAUAAGUUGGCAUUCAGUAUGAAACUUAAAACUUGAGGCAGUCUCAUUACUGCCUUAUUCCCAAAACUAUGGAAACCUGAGUGUUUUUGGGCUCAGUUUAAGGAAAUUUAUACUUGCAUGCAGAUAUACAAGAUUGCUUAUAUCUCAAUCAUUUUGUUUCUCCUUGACCUACAAGGUGGAGGAUCAAAAUGAAAGAAACAACGUGUGAGGAUAAGGAUUAGUUAAGGGUAGUAUUUAACUUCAGCUGGAAGACUCCUGGUCAUUCAAGCUGAUCACGGUUCCUGCAGCUUAGGCUGUAUGAGGAGAAACUAGAUAGAGGAAUUCAAUUCCUUCUAUGAACUUGGCCGUUAAUCUGCUGUUUCAUUUUGGGCAAGUGGUUUUGCUUGCUAACCUUGGCAUCCCAGUGCAUAAAUCUGACCUUCUGUAAUUGUGCUUGAUAUGAUACUGAUUAGUACCUAUGGGUGCAAGUGUUAGCUGGGUUAUAAACGGAGUGUGUAAUGCACCUAUGGUCUUUGGAGUCGCAAGAAAUGCCUGCCUUCCAUCUUUUCUGUCUCUGUGUAUGAAGUGGAGCUGGUAAUGUAUUUGCUACUGAUGCUAAUGCAGAUGAGAAUCAAAAUACAGCCCCGUUCAUUCAUGUCUAGUGUGCUUUAAGAAUGCCAGCUUUGAGUUGAAUUGCAUGAGCUAUCUUACAAUGGAAGGCAGGAUCUGUCACACAAAGCUACAGCCUUACACAGAUAACAGAUGAUACUAGGAUUAAAAAGUGUGGGUUUGGUUUUAUUUUGCUUUCUCCAACUGACACUGGCUGGAAACUCCAAAAGCAAAUGAAUAAGUGGUCUGGAGAAAUGAUGCUUCAAAUGCACUGGGAGACUCAUCUGUGCUCUCAAGUCUUUGCAAAUUGCCUGGCCCCUACUAGCCUGCUUUCACUGCUUAAUUUAUAGCUGAUGCUAUAUAGAGUAACAAUUCUAGGGGUUCUAGCAUGUGUAAAUCUGCUAAAUAUUUCAGUCAGAGUUGUAAGUGAAACUCUGACUUCCUGGACAAUUUGUUCUAGUGCGUGCUAACGAAGAGGAUUUCCUCCUUAUAACAAUCAGUUCUUCCUUCUAUGUUGUCUGUAUUUUAGGUGAAAGAAUGAGAAGCCGCUGCACAGCAACAGCAGACACAGUUUGUGCCCCCUGUCAAGACAAUUACUUUAGCACUGAGCACAAUCACAGCUUCUGCAGGAGUUGUACAGUCUGUGACACUAAGAAGGGAAGCGUGGAAGUGAAGAAGUGUGAGAAGACCUCUGACAGAAUUUGCAAGUGUAUUCCUGGUUACAUGCCAGAUGUCAGAUAUGCACUGGGAAGUGUGUGCUUAAUGUGUCCUGAUGGGUUUUAUUCCCCAGGAGGAAAUGAAAGCUGUCGGCCUUGGACUAACUGCAGCGCUAUUGGGAAAAAGACUCUUCGAGCAGGGACAAAAUCAGAUAACGCUGUUUGCAGUGACAAUGGGACACAGCCAGCUACCUCUCAAAGUGCAACACCUACUUUGCAUCUUUCCACCAACUACUACAGGAAUAAUACAUCGACUGCAGUGCCUUCACCCUCCAAACCCAGUGUGAACCCUUUUGUUGUUUGCCCGGAUGCAAAGAGCCCCGCAGGCACUAACUGGGGGUCUCUAUCACUUAUCCUGAUUUGUCUGAUAUUGCUUAUCGUAUCUGGAAUAUCCAUUUUCAUGUUGAUUAUCCAAGCAGCCAAAAAAGAGAACAAGAGGAGGCCUUGCAGGAACGACCAUCAAAAAAGGAGCUUUCGAAUUCCUAUCCAGGAAGAACAAGUUGACUCCAAUUCCAGUCUCAUAAAAAACUGAAUCCACAUCACUUUACUGCAUCCUGCAUUUCUGAGCCAGUCGAUUGUAAUGAAUGUAACAGAACUUUCAGUUGCUGUAUGUGUGGGUGGGUGUUAACUGUUCAAUUGUGCUUCAGUUCCUUUGGGUCUCACUGAGUGGCCCUUAGGCAUCAUAGCUGUCCUUAGUGAGCCAUGAUUCCUUCUCCUUAGCUCCUACAUGCAGCAUCGCUGCUGCCAAGCCUGUCCUUUGUGUCCUACAGUCCUUUGUGCAUUUCUAACCAAUCAUAUAUGUAAUGGGAGCCUGUUGUCUUUGGAAAGCAGGAAAUCUUUAUGAAGCAGUAAGCGAUAAUCACUGAGCAGAUGGACAAACAAAAUCAAAAGACCUGCUUUAAUAACUAGACUUCUAUCUUGUCCUGCCACUCUGAGAUGCUAAGCAGAGCACAUCUCAGUGCAGCCCUUUUGAGUGUUUCAGGCUGACUCCCAGUGGAGUUCUUUGCCUUUUAGGUGGAGAAUCUCCACAAAUUAACCUAACCAGCUUCUUUUGCGCUUCCAUUUUCUCAGCUUUUUUGCUUCUCACUCAAAAUGAGCAGUACAUGGCAUCCGUGCCUCCAGAGGCAGUUGUCACAGCUGCCAAUUCUGGUGGUGGUUUUUAAGUGACUGUUGAUAAAUGGCUAUUUAGUGCCACUUCUUUCUUUUCUGCCUGUCUCUGAGGCAGACCUUGAGAGAAUGUCAUGUUCGGUAUUGAGCAGUAUCCCCAUAGACCAUCAAAUAGAAUUAUUCAUGACUUCAAAACAGCUCAAGCUCUCCAAUUGUUCAGAACAUCUGUAGACAUUCUCAUGUGUAUCAAAAGUAAAAUCUGUGUGAUUGCUGCCAGAAGGCAAAGGGAAUGGUUUCUUCUUUUAGAAUGUUAUUAAUGGAAACUGUAGUUCGGAGUAGGGGGAAAGGCAGGAUACAACUUGUCUGUGCUUUAGACUUCGGAAGUUGCUGUGAAUAACUCAUGUUUUAUCUAUAAACUCUGUGCAGUCAGCGUACUUCUUGCUUCCUCUCUGUGGAUGUUCUGUUGUGCUGAACACCCUGGUGUGGCUGUCCUCAGCAAGGCUGCUUCAGUCCAGCUUCGACUUCUCUGCAGUAAAAUGCUUUAAACUGCUUUUGUGGGGUUUGAUUGAUUGCUUCAAAGUAAUGUGGAUGCAGGGAGAAACCCAGGAGCAAGCUUGGUUCCAGACAGUAGAUUUGGGUUUGGGGAAAACCUUUUUGUAUCUUAAAUUGAGUGCAUGUACAUGGACAUAUAGAACUUCUGCUGGUGAGUGAUAACCUAGUGACAGUAACUCCCUGGAUGUUCACUUCUUAAUAAGAAGAGCUGAAUUUUUAACAGCACUGUGCAUAUGGAUCUACAAGGGUUGCAUUGUAACAAAGGUGUAUGAAGAUCACGUAACAGGGGAUAGGUGCACAAACCAUGCUUUGACUGCUUGUGUGGAUGCUCACCUUGAAUGUGCUGUCAAUGGAACCUCCAUUCAGAACUGAAGAAAUGUUCUUCACGUGGCUUGUGUGCAGUUGAAGCAGGCCUGGUUGUUUGCCUGCAUGCUGUAUGAAAUGAAUUUUACUUCUGUUGUGGUGUUUUCUUCACACGUGAAUCAGAAUCUGUCUUGGAGAGAACACUUCAGACAGCACACUGAAAAUGUAAUGCCUGAGGAAAAAACUGACGUGUUACUGUGGAUAGCUUUUGCUGUAAUUUGAAUACCUCAGUGUGUAAAAAGUUUAAGUGAACUUGAGAUUUAUAUCAUUCAGAUGUAUUUUUCACAUCAAAUACUCCUUAGUAGGUAACUUGUUAGAUGUAAUAGGUAUUUUAUACACAUGGUGUUAAAGCAUAUGCCAAAGUAUGCAGAAGGAAAUGUAUUCAAGAAUACUGCUGGUUGUGAUUCAUGUUUUUAAACAUAUGUUUUGUUAUAUGUUAUACAUAUGGUAUACUUAUUGGCUUCCUAUUUUGAAGUGCGUAUACAAUGUAUGUAAACAUUUGUAUUAUAUAUGAAGUGUAGUAGUGACUUUCAAAUAAACUGUGGCAGUGGUGAGGUGCAUGGAUGACUUGUAUGUCUGUAGAAUACAUUGACUGGUUCUGGAUGG
Messenger RNA from Lagopus muta (rock ptarmigan), 7201 nucleotides. It is a transcript of the gene TNFRSF4, whose product is annotated as TNF receptor superfamily member 4. Bases 4395 to 5105 code for a protein of 236 amino acids. The transcript has 7 exons. NCBI's taxonomy places the organism in Eukaryota, Metazoa, Chordata, Aves, Galliformes, Phasianidae. Gene Ontology annotation, biological process: positive regulation of cell adhesion; negative regulation of apoptotic process; inflammatory response. The record is from RefSeq and is a predicted model, not a curated record. Gene Ontology annotation, cellular component: plasma membrane; external side of plasma membrane. Gene Ontology annotation, molecular function: tumor necrosis factor receptor activity; protein binding.